This is a messenger RNA of Dermacentor andersoni, 2160 nucleotides long. RefSeq lists its product as uncharacterized. Gene Ontology annotation, biological process: symbiont-mediated perturbation of host defenses. NCBI's taxonomy places the organism in Eukaryota, Metazoa, Arthropoda, Arachnida, Ixodida, Ixodidae. Gene Ontology annotation, molecular function: amine binding. The record is from RefSeq and is a predicted model, not a curated record.
AAAGGUUGCCUCGUCAGCGUGUGCGAAGCACAGCCGUUGCUCGCCGCGAUCGCAUCGACCGCCUCGCCGGAACCGAGCGACAGAGAUGAGGGACGCCUGGCUUUUGCUCGGUGCGCUGUGCGUAGCGACGGCGAUGUUCUCAGGCGCCGGGGCAAAAGAGGCACCUAAGUCGAAACCCGAGGACAGGGCGGAGACGCCUCCGAAGGCCAGCGGCGAGCAGGGCGCCAAACGAGUGGUGGUCACCGCAGAGACCGACGCAUGGCAUCUCGAGGAGAUGAUACUGUCCGAGCAGGAGAGUUACCUGAAGUACGAGGAGAAAUUGCGCUCGGGAGAAGAUACUUCGAGUCCCGAACGGGCCGCAAGUCCUUCGAAGGAACCGAAAGCCGCGACGAAUAAGAGCACUGCGAAUGCCACGAAGGUCGCGCCGUCUUCCGAGACCGCGGCUCCGGAUGCUAAAGAAACGACUCCUUACGAGGAUGACCCACGUCACCUGGAGCGGCAGCACAUGGAAGAUUUUGUGGCCAUCACCGAGAAGAUAUACGUGGUGAAGCGCAACUUCAACCUCGAGCGAGUCGAACGCUGCGAAUCGGCGCAGAGGCUGCGUCAGCUGAGCGACACCCAAUACGAGUACCUGCUCCGCACGCGCCAUUACAAGUCACCGGCGCUAAUGUCCAUGAAAGUGUUCUUCAAGAUUAGCAAGACUGGUGUGCACAAGGAGUACAACGCUGUGACGUAUACGCACGGCCCAGAUGAGCCUAGCGUCGAACGCAAGCUCAUGUACAUCAGUCCCGACAAAACGUGCGCGAUCCUUGUCGAAGAUCUGAAGAGAAGACGCAAGGGUUGCCAACUCGUCCAGCCAGAGUCCGCCAUCGAGAACGGGAUACCGCUGGAGUGCAACAAGAUCUACGAGGCGAGCUGCGGCAGAAAGAGCCUCAUCCUCUACGAACCUAUCUGCAAGACGCUGCCUGACAAUGUGCCCCACGAGGAACUUUAAAAAAAAAAAAACUUUUUCUUUUCUAUUUUUUUUUUUACGCCGGCACUAGCGCGCUAGAAGGUAACGCCCCUUAAACUUCGCAAAGUGCGACACUCUCCUCCUCCACCUUCACUCCUCCUCGUUCCUACUCUCUUUCACGCUCUCUCCUCGACCGUAGCGCCGCCUACACCACUCGAGCGUAACGGCGCCAACAUGCGCUCCUCGCCACUCCGUAGAGGCUUUUCGAGCGAAAAUGGCGCUGAAGCACGGCCCGAGGGCCCACGUGAUGCUAUUAGGCCAAUAGCGACGCGGCCUCGACCAGAGCGCGCGAGGAGAAGGCGGCAUUCUACAAAGCGUGGCGCUACUCUACGAAGUUUAAGGGGCUUUAUUGGAAGGCCGUCCCGCAGGCCAUCUGUCGGAACAUUCAUCACACCUGUCAAGUGUGCGCGGAAGAUGCCUUUUCGAAGGCGUCUCCCGACACUUGGCGACGCUUCUCACGUGCUCAACACAUCAUUAAAAGGGACAUUUAAGAAGAAUGCUAAGCUGUACAUUACUGAAUUUCACUUCUGGAAUAACACAACGGAUGCGCUCUUACCUUGGGAUCUCCCGGAUUCAUUACAGAACCUCUCUCUACCUCUUACCAUGAGAGGAGGCUUAAUGGUAAAACAGAAAAAGAAAUGGCGCACCGAAAACAAAAACAAAAAAAAAUACCGAUGCUGACACGACCUGCAUGUUGCCACACCUUCUUGCCGUGACGUCGUGGAUUUCGACGGCGUUUACCCUAGUCCAUAGUUAUACGGUUUAUCAUUCAGGAAGGACUACGUAUAUCAUUAUAGUUAUAAAAACGAAAUAAUAAACCUAGCAUGUUUUGAUAACUGUUGCUUUGCGAAAACGUGCCGAAGCACGAGAAAACGCCUAUAGGAACUGCUGUGACGUCAAACCAAAGUACCGUAGCAGUGCCGGCCGUUUCGGCGGGAAAUUAAACAGAAACGUAAAAGCGUGGCAGUCACUUUUUUGCGUCUAUAAUCAGCUUCAUUCGCCACCUCAUUACCCAAAGUAUAUAUGGCGACUUCCGAAAGAACACUUUAUCAUGUGAUAUCGUGCUUUAGCGCUGACUACCCUGUGUCGCCAUCUGAUGACGCUGUAUUAAACUGUAGAGCAAAAUAAAGUAAACUUUCAACGACUGA